Molecule: messenger RNA, 830 nt
Organism: Copidosoma floridanum
Lineage: Eukaryota; Metazoa; Arthropoda; Insecta; Hymenoptera; Encyrtidae
Gene: Uros1
Product: Uroporphyrinogen III synthase 1
Biological process (GO): uroporphyrinogen III biosynthetic process
Cellular component (GO): cytosol
Molecular function (GO): uroporphyrinogen-III synthase activity
Source: RefSeq, a predicted model, not a curated record
ACAAUUUUUUACACUUGUUAUUCUCAUGUUUAAUGUGCAUAUAAGUAGCUAUGACAAAUGUUACUAAAAACAUUAUCUUAUGUACAAGCUCAUCUAGUGAAACGGAUAGUAAAGAAAGUCAUUACAAAACGUGCCUAUCAGAAAUAAAUGUAGAUUGCAAAGUUUUGGAAGUUUUAGACUUUGAGUUUGUCAAUUUAGAUGAAUUAAAAAGUCGCCUACUUGAUUCAGAUUCUUAUUCAGGUUUAAUAUUAACAAGUCCAAGAACAGUCAUAGCUUUGAAUUUGGUAAAAACAAACAACCAAUCAUCUUUCGAACCAUGGGAAGAAAAACUUAGUUUCUGUAUAGGACCAUCUACAGAAAUGAUUGCAAAAAAACAACUUGGCUUGAAAAAUGUUUUGGGUACUGAAAGUGGAAACGCCAAAAAUCUUGCUAAUUUUAUAAUAAAAACUAUGACGAAUUACUUGGACAAACCUCUGCUACUGCCAUGUAGUGAAAUAGCUAAAAACACUAUACCAAAAAUGUUAUCAGAUGCAGGAAUGAUUGUUGAAAAGUUAGUUGUAUACAAAACAAAAGCCAAAGAUGGCUUGGAAGAAGCAUUGCAUAAAACGUUGGGAAAAUUACCCGAUGUAUUGGUGUUUUUCAGCCCAUCAGUGGUAGAAACAAUGAUAAACGUUUUGCAGAAUGCUAAACAUGUAUUAGAAAAAUCGAAAAUUAUUGCAAUAGGACCUGUAACUAAUGAAGCAUUAUUAAAUGCUAGAAUCAGAGUUGAUGGGGUCUCAGAGAAACCAGAACCCGAAGCCUUAGUUAAAGUUAUUAAGACUGUUAUGUAA